Nematocida minor is the source of this 1023-nucleotide messenger RNA. RefSeq lists its product as uncharacterized. Lineage: Eukaryota; Fungi; Microsporidia. Gene Ontology annotation, cellular component: transcription factor TFIIIC complex. The coding region runs from base 1 to 1023 and encodes 340 amino acids. Gene Ontology annotation, biological process: transcription initiation at RNA polymerase III promoter. The record is from RefSeq and is a predicted model, not a curated record. The transcript has a single exon.
AUGCAGAAUUUAUUUGUUUGUGCGGGCUUGAAAAGUGUUUCUUUAGUGCACUUGCCGGGCGGGUUUGAUUCGUACGCAUUCUCUGGAGAGUCACUCUAUCUCGAAGGCUCUUUUCAGAAAAAAGAAAUACGGCUGGAAGAGAGAAAGUGUGAUAGCUCGAUGUACAUUGCAGAGGGAGGGCUGGAGGGUGUUCGUGUGUACGGGCACAUACAGAGCAUCAUGAGCCCUGUUUUGUCUGAUUUUUACAUUCCCAUGCCUCUCUCCUCUUUUGAGUUUUACCACACAGUAAGCGAAUAUUUGCAUGGAGAUAUCGAUGGCGGGAUUGAGAAGUAUUUCAGCAAAUAUGUGAGAGAUAACUCAGUUCCCUUCUACCCCGUGCCACUCACUACGCUUUCCGGUGUAUUUAAAUACUACAACUUCAAAGAGUUCAAGAGCGCACGGAAUAAGACACAGCUUGUGCGAAAGAUAAAAAUAGAGGAAAGCAUGCCCGAGCCCAAUCCUGCAACAGAAGAAGCUGUGAAAAAGAAAGUAGGAAGUGCCUACGAAAGUUUGAAGAAGGUCUUUGAGGGUCUCUUCAAAGAAAGAGCCAUAUGGCCGAUAAAAGGCCUUGAAAAGCACUUUAAAAACAACCCGGAAGCAUUUAAAAUGUGCAAGUGGUCUGCAGCUAAGAACAUUCUCCCGUGCAUUGCGUACACCUACUCCACUGGGCCGUGGAAGAAGCUGUGGAUACGGUACGGAUAUGAUCCCACAGGAGAUCCAGAGGCGUAUAAGUACCAGGUGUACGUGUGGAAGAACAUUUCGAAGGCAUUUGUUAUUAUGGACAGAGCGGAUGUCUACCAAAAAAUAAAAGAAACAGAAGGAUACAGACAGAGCUCUUUCAACGUACGCACAGGAUUCCUGACUGAAAAAGCCCUGAACUUCCUGCAUAAAAAAUAUUCAGAGAUAAGCGUCCCUGAAUCUGCAAAAAUAUCCACACAUUCUGAUCUGUUCGAUGGGCUGGACUUUGAAACAUUAGACAACUAG